Molecule: messenger RNA, 2346 nt
Organism: Aspergillus terreus NIH2624
Lineage: Eukaryota; Fungi; Ascomycota; Eurotiomycetes; Eurotiales; Aspergillaceae
Product: ankyrin repeat and protein kinase domain-containing protein
Exons: 2
Coding region: 1-2346 (781 amino acids)
Biological process (GO): protein ubiquitination; protein phosphorylation
Cellular component (GO): cytoplasm
Molecular function (GO): protein binding; protein kinase activity; ATP binding
Source: RefSeq, a predicted model, not a curated record
AUGGACCUGUUUAAACGAAACCAACGACUACGAAAGCAACUGUUAGCAGAAGUGUCCAAAGCCAUCGAAACCCCCCGCGCUGGACCAGGAAGAUUUGCGCCCCGCGACCGCCUGAGAAGGAUUUGGACUGAAGACAUACUGCGCCAAUUCUUCCGCCGUGAGACGUCGCUGCUCGCCCGGAAGACGUUCGUCCAGGAUAUCCGCAGAGAUUUCGUCCAGACCAUAUCAAUUCUGAUCUAUGUAAACUGGGACGGCUGGUCGCGCUUUGAUAAGAUUUUCUUCUCCCAUCGGGGGCCGGAUGGGAGAUUGGAUCGGACCGAUCGCAGCAUCCGACACUAUGACCUACAGACCUUGACGAGCGAGAGUUUCCUGGGGCCAGUGGCUGGAUCGCAUUUCUUUGACAACCGCCAUACCUUCUGUCCAGUCGAUAUUGAAGAAGAUACCGACCUGUGUGGCGAGGAUGGCUGGCGACUACCGUUUCUUCCCGCACAGUCUGAGCCUCGCAAAAGUGGAGGGUUUGGUCACAUCACCAAGGAAGUGAUUGCUGCGAGGCAUUAUCACCGGAAGAGUGGCGUUUGCACGACCGAGGUCGAGGUCGCUCGCAAACUCUUCCGGUCUAAGUUCGACUAUGAUCGAGAGAGGAUCAAUCUGAAAUGGCUCAGUGAAAGCAUCGCCCAGCACAAACACAUCGUCCUCCCCAUUGCGACCAUAACCAUCGGACACCAGUUCAACAUCCUCUUCCCGCUAGCGAAGAUGGAUCUUGAGGACUUCCUCGUGAGUGGACGAAUCUCCCCCGCACAGUGCAGCAUGGACGAACUGCUCGACCAAGCGACCAAUCUGGCAGAUGCGCUGGACCACCUACACAACCGACUAGGCGUUUCGACUCGGGGGUACCACAUGGACCUGAAGCCCGCCAACAUCCUGGUCUAUGAAGAACCCAACCUUCUCAGGCCGCAUGGGGUCGGAACAUGGAAGAUCACCGACUUCGGUCUCUCCAUCAUUGAACGCCCCGAAAGGCGGGAUAGCGUUGAAGGCUUUCCUCAAGAUCCUGUCACCGAGACAAUAACCCAACUGCGGCAAAUGGAAGGCACCUACCAGGCACCGGAGGUCUGCGCCGGUGGAAUCAGUCGACGCAGUGAUAUCUGGUCAUUUGGCUGUAUCCUGGUCCGGGUCCUUGCGUUUGCCCUGGAUGGAAUCGAGGGUCUUCGCAGAUUGGAUAGGCUUCGUCAGAUGGCCGAGGAUGGUGUCGGGCCUUAUGAGCACGAUUACUUCGCUCGAGGGAACCCACCAGUUCUCAACCCGCAUAUUGAGAACUGGAUCAGAAGCCUACCACAUCGUCGUGGCGCUCAUCGCCGGGACGGUUACAAUGACGAGUUUCUCAGCGGCUGCGCUAGGCUGCUGUCAUCUACCCUGAAAAUUGACAAGAAUGCUCGGCCAGAGGCAAUCAGAGUGAAGGAAGCGCUGGGCGACCUCAAAUUCGCUCUCCAUAGGCCGCCUCGACCAUCGUCCUCACUGAGCUCAAUUUCAGAACAUCGUUCCGAGGGACUGGAAUCUGUUCAGACGCCUAGGUCAUCGGUGUCCGUCCACUUGGCCCAGACUACAUCUGGUCUCAGCCUCGGCCUUGCCAUUCUAACCGACCAGCUAAUCGAUGAAAUUAAGAGAAACGACUUGAGUGGCAUCGAGAGAGUGUUAGGCCAAAACGUACAAGUUGACAGACCCGACAAGAAUGGCGACACACCCCUGGGCAUUGCCACCAAGCUGGGAAAUGAGGCGGUCGUUCGGCGUCUGCUGCAGGCCAAUGCGAGCGUCGAUGCAAGGUCCGCAGGGAAUAAAACACCCCUGAUGAUAGCAGCCCGCAACGGUCACACCCAGAUCGCUCAGCUUCUACUGCAAAGAAAUCCCGAUUUACUGGCCUACUCGGACGAGGGCCUCACGUGUCUUCACUACGCGACCUGGGCUAACGUCAGUCUGGAACUUUUUGGACUGUUGGUCUCACAGUUCCCGUUGAAUGUCGAUAUCCCGACGCCAGAGCCCGAGAAGGAAACGCCCCUGAUGAUGCUGAUCAAGCACUUUGUAGAUCACGAUUCAUGGGAAGCCAAGUUCAAAAAGUUGGUUGGCGCUGGAGCAGACGUCAACUGGGGUGCUGGAUUCGAGAUGACACCGCUGCGAUGUGCCGUCAGCGAGGGCUUCAUCAGAGCGGCUAGACUGCUGAUUGCGAAUCAUGCUAAGGAAGAGGAUUUCUCCAAGAUCCCCAACAUGUCACACAACAUGACCGCGUUGUUGGAAAAGAGUUGGGCGAGACGACGGAGGAGCGGUGGUCUCUUUCGGAGGAGACGCAACUCGUAG